GUUCAGCUUCAGUCUGUGGACUAGUGAUUUGACGGUGCAGACUUCCCAGGAACUAGGACAUCAGCCGUGAUGCAGCGGGCUUUGUUCAGCCGGAGCGCGCUGCUCGCUCAGCAGGCAGCAGCGGCCCUCGACGGUCCCCUGACCGCGAGGUGCGCGCCCCAAAUGCAGCGAUUGGACCGCUCCAUGUCCUCCGUCACCAUCCCGCCACCGGCAUGCAUGCUACGACCGCUAGAAGCGCCUUACCGGUACCUGUUCGGACCGGGACCCUCAAACGUUCCUCCACGAGUCUUAGCAGCAGGGGGCAAGCCAAUAAUUGGUCACCUGCACCCAGAAAUGUAUGAGAUCAUGAAUGACAUCAAGCGAGGGAUCCAGUACGCCUUUCAGACAGAGAACAAUAUGACGAUAUCGAUGAGUGGCUCGGGGCACGCUGCUAUGGAGUGCGCGGUAUUCAACACGGUGGAGCCCGGGGAGAGCGUGCUCGUCGGCAUUAACGGAAUAUGGGGGGAGCGUGUUGCAGAAAUUGCAGAAAGAAUGGGUGCCAACGUACAUAGAAUGGUGAAAACACCUGGAAAUUGUUUUAGCAAUCAGGAAAUUGAACAGGCCAUAGCAAAACACAAGCCUGUCUUGUUUUUCCUCACACAUGGAGAGUCCUCUGCUGGUCUCUGUCACCCCGUAGAUGGUGUUGGAGACAUCUGCAGAAAACAUAACUGCCUCUUCCUGGUCGACACAGUUGCAUCACUCGGGGCAGCACCAAUUUUUAUGGACAAGCAAAAUAUUGACAUCCUGUACACUGGUUCUCAGAAGGCUCUGAACUCUCCUCCUGGCACAGCACCCAUCUCUUUUAAUGACAGAGCAUGCCACAAGAUGUUUAACAGGAAAACAAAACCUGUAUCCUAUCUCUUUGACAUGACACAUUUGUCCAACUACUGGGGUUGUGAUGGCAAACCAGCCAGAGCAUACCACCACACUGGCCCAGUGUCUGGAUUCUUUGCCUUGAGAGAAAGUCUGGCAAUUCUUGCUGAGAAGGGGCUGGAGGAGUCCUGGAGGAAACACAAGGAGGUUGCAGCUUACCUUUACAAAGGACUUGAGGACUUGGGUCUGCAGCUCUUCAUCCCUGAUAGGGAUUUGAGGCUUCCUUCAGUUACCACCAUUGCCAUUCCUGAGGGCUACGACUGGAGGCAGAUGCUGACCUACAUCAUGAAAAACCACCAGAUGGAGAUGACUGGAGGCCUCGGCCCUUCUUUGGGCAUGGUGAUGCGGAUCGGAUUGAUGGGAUACAACUGCGAGACGGCUAAUGCUGACAUGGCACUGCAUGCCAUGGCAGAUGCUCUCAAGAACUGCAAAAAGAGCAAGGCUUAAGAGACCAGAUUCCCAGACCAUUGACCACAUGUUCAUUCAUUAGGGAAUAAAAAAUAAACAUUCGAAGUGCCCCCAGUUCGAAGUGCAAGAUAUUUAGAACAGUGUAUUUUCAAGAGUUUUAAUGAUCCAUCUGUGUUUUUGUCUGCAGAUUUUGUAAAACACAAACCAAAAAUUGUCAUAUGGGCCAUUCUGAGUGCACUGAAAGAUGUCAAUAAAGUGUGCAUUAUUUUAUCAAAC
Molecule: messenger RNA, 1596 nt
Organism: Scomber japonicus (chub mackerel)
Lineage: Eukaryota; Metazoa; Chordata; Actinopteri; Scombriformes; Scombridae
Gene: agxtb
Product: alanine--glyoxylate and serine--pyruvate aminotransferase b
Exons: 11
Coding region: 70-1359 (429 amino acids)
Cellular component (GO): peroxisome
Molecular function (GO): L-alanine:glyoxylate transaminase activity; L-serine:pyruvate transaminase activity
Source: RefSeq, a predicted model, not a curated record